GCAGUAAGUGAUGUUCUCAAGUAAACUCUGGAGUAUGAGAUGCUUUAUGCCAAGAAGCAGAGCCUGUAGCUUCCCGGGAAUGCAUGGAUGGUGUUCAUCCUCAGCCUAACUGCUCCCACACCACUGGUUCCCAGCUGGCGAGGAGGAAGAGAUGCUUCAGAUGAUGAAGCAAUUGAGAAACCAAGUGAUGAGACAGCAACACAUCAAGAUGCAGAUUCCAAACCUGCUGUGACAAAGAAAAGGAAGCAGCCUACGGAGUGUUUUCUAAGUCAGCCUGAAGAAGCACCAGAGAGUACUCUAAAAGCAAAGAAGCGGAAGAAGAAGAAAAUUUCUGAUAUUCUGGAAAAAUCUCCUCCAAAACCUGGUGUCCCUGAGGAUCUACAGAAUCUGCUUAGUCAACAUUUUGGUACGAAACGUUCAGUGAUUGAAAUAGAGGAAUUAAAACUCUCAGAUUCUUGCUUUUUGCCAUCCAAUGAUCUCACCCACAGUUUUUCUUCAUACCUGAAGGAAAUCUGUCCGAAGUGGGCAAAAUUCCGUAAAAACCAUGAGGAGAAGAAGUCGGUGGUGAUGCUGGUUAUCUGCAGUUCUGCCCUUCGUUCCUUGGAACUCAUGAAGUCAAUGACAGCAUUUAAAGGUGACUGUAGAGUUCUGAAAUUGUUUGCAAAGCACAUAAAGAUAAAAGAACAGAUGAAUAUGUUGGAGAAAGGUGUGUUCCACAUUGGAGUUGGAACUCCUGGGAGAAUAAAAGCACUGGUGGAGCAAGAUGGCCUAUGUUUGAACUCCACAAAAUAUAUUAUUCUGGAUUGGAACUGGAGAGAUCAGAAACUAAGGAGAAUGAUGGAUAUCCCUGAGAUAAAGAAAGAAACAAUUGACCUACUGGAGAUGAGUAUUAUAAAGCUGUGCAGAGAGGGAUCUGUGAAGCUGGGACUCUUUUAAUAGUUUUACCCACAAGGAAGUAUUUUACGGGUGGAUUUUGCUUCUAUCCUGUCUGCGAGUGGUCAACGAUGAGUAAAUUAAGAAUUUUGAUUUUUCAGAGAUCAAUUGAUACAGAAAGAAUGUGCUGUGUAACUUUGUUCUGUGGUUCCUUUUAAUAAUAAAAACAGAAGUUUUAUUUGUUUUUUUUU
This is a messenger RNA of Numida meleagris (helmeted guineafowl), 1124 nucleotides long. It is a transcript of the gene CMSS1, whose product is annotated as cms1 ribosomal small subunit homolog (yeast). The coding region runs from base 88 to 936 and encodes 282 amino acids. Gene Ontology annotation, cellular component: nucleus; 90S preribosome. The record is from RefSeq and is a predicted model, not a curated record. The transcript has 10 exons. NCBI's taxonomy places the organism in Eukaryota, Metazoa, Chordata, Aves, Galliformes, Numididae.